AUAAAGCAAAACACACACACACACGCACGCACAGACGCACGCACGCGCACGCACGGAUAGGUAUUUAAGGACAGCUAAACUCGAUUACGCGCGUGUCCUACAGACUGAAACACACUGGAGUGUGGACACUUUAAGAGAACAUGGACAUUUUAAGAGGACAUUUACUUUUGCUAACGUUGCUAGCAGUGACAGCAUAUGAAGAUUCUGAAAUGAUUUCUCAAAGAGAAGUUGUGCCUACUGAGCUCUUGGACAUGUUGAAACAGGGAUUACUGGUCCCUGACUCUACAGUGAGAAAGAAAGGUCCUAGUAUAAGUCCCAAAUCUAUGGGUCCAUCCAUUCCUUUCCCUCUUGCACAACCAACCACAGACAACAUCCUUGCCAUCUGUCACUACAGUAAUAUUCGUCCUCGGUAUACUGAAGACAUGCUACCAGGAGGCUUUGGUUACCUGCACCGCCAGGCCAGUGCGAUUAAUCAGUUGGAGUCCUGGUUUACUGUGUGCUGCAGCAAUGGCACUCAAGAUGAAGAAAUGACUCAAUGCUGUGCCCAGCAGGCGUGGGAGAAGUCACUCGCUAACUUCUGUAACGAGGAAUUCAGCAUUAAGACCCGUCACUAUCACUGCUGUAAACAGAAUGGGCAAGAGAGAUGGGACUGCUUUAAGGAGGAGGCUCCAGACCCAUUAUACCAGCCCAUUGUCCUUGGCGAUGAGGUGCCAAUCACACUUCCCUCCACAAUCCAAGAUUUUGACUUUAACCCAAGUAUCUGCAAGAUGACAAGUGUUUCAGAGCCCAUUUCCCACACAAAGCCAGUGAAUAAACCCCCAACUCCCCAAAUCAGUUUACAAGGUCUUCCUGCAUUUAAACCUUUCUCCACAAGGCCAUCUAUUUCUUUCCCACUUGCCUUUCCAAAUAUCUCCAACAUCUUUGACAUCUGUCAACACAGAAGCCAGCGCCCCCAGCAUUCUAAGGAAACACUACCCAGCAGGGGCUUUGACUACCUGCAUCGUCAAGCCAAUGCUGUGAAUCAGCUGGAGUCAUGGUACACUGUGUGUUGUGCUAAUGGACCCCAAGUGGAUGAGCAGACCCUGUGCUGUGCUCAGCAGGCUUGGGAGAAAUCGCUCUCUGAUUUCUGUGAAGAGGAAUUCAGGAUUAAAACCAGUCACUAUCACUGUUGCAGAAGGUAUGGGACACAAAGAUGGGACUGUUUUAAGAAAGAGGCUUUAUAUAUGUCAUACCACCCGGUCAAGAGUUCAGGUCAAGAGAUAGUGACCAUGUACCCCGUCACACCUCAGGGCUUUGUCUUCAACCCUAGUAGCUGCCAGAAUACCAGCAUUUCCGAGAAGCCGGUUACAAUGCUCCCCAUCAGUUUUCCUCCUGGUCGCCCAAAUUCUGGCAACUUUAGACCAAUUUGUGUCUUUCGCAAGUAUCGGCCCCACUACAGUACUGACUGUUUGCCUCAUAAAGGAUAUGAAAGGUUUUCCUAUCGUUUAAAGACUAUCAAUGGCCUUGAAAAAAGCUUUCGGCAGUGCUGUAAAGAGAAAAAUGAUGGACAACGCUGCGCUGAGGAAAAGUGGAAGAAGAUGGUGGAUAAGUUCUGUAACUAUGAAAAGAAGUUCCAAGAAAAUCAGUUUGAAUGCUGUAAAAAGCAGAAAGGACAAGAGCAAUAUGACUGUUUCAGUGCUACUGCUCCAAAUCCAGACUACAUGAUCUUGAAUGAACCGAUACAAAUUGGUCCCUUUCUCUCAGAGUUUUGUGAUGUGUACACAGAUAUUCAAAAAAUGAACCUUUUUCCUGUUGAUGAAUUAACUAAAAAGUGCUGCAGCCCAGUUUUGACUGAAGAGGCGACUGAAUGUCUACAGAUGCAGCUGGAUGACAUUGUGGAUGCUGCAUGUAGAACAGACGACCUGUCAUUAACAAAAGUAAGGCAAAACUGUUGUAAGAAGACUGGCCAGAGACGCUCCAAAUGCCUCACCAAUAUGAUCUUGCAAAAAAUCUCUAAAGCAAAAAAUAUGCGCAGCAAUCACAGGAUAUGCCCAGCCUAUACAUAAAGCCCUGUUCUGUAUGAUUUAAACGUGUCGUUUUUGUGCGUUACCUUUCGAGUUAAGCAACACUAUUAAUCAAUACCAUUUAACCUGUUUAAUAGUUUUUUUUUCUCCUGGUCUUUUAUUGGGUAAUUUCAUUCUUAUACAGUACAUAGUUGUAGCUGCAUGGACAAAUUUACUUUUACUUACAAACCAAAAAAUACAAAAACAAAUAAAAAUAUAUUACUUUA
Silurus meridionalis is the source of this 2269-nucleotide messenger RNA. RefSeq names its product extracellular matrix protein 1b (gene ecm1b). Bases 141 to 2045 code for a protein of 634 amino acids. NCBI's taxonomy places the organism in Eukaryota, Metazoa, Chordata, Actinopteri, Siluriformes, Siluridae. Gene Ontology annotation, biological process: regulation of bone mineralization; signal transduction. The transcript has 12 exons. The record is from RefSeq and is a predicted model, not a curated record. Gene Ontology annotation, cellular component: extracellular region.